Carica papaya (papaya) is the source of this 386-nucleotide messenger RNA. The record is from RefSeq and is a predicted model, not a curated record. Lineage: Eukaryota; Viridiplantae; Streptophyta; Magnoliopsida; Brassicales; Caricaceae.
GCACAAAACAAGGCUUCAUAUUGGGCAAUUAGUGAAGGAUACUUCAGCAAAACUUAAACAAGCUAGUGAAAUAGAUCAUCAUGCUCAAGUUAGUCCAAGCAAGAAGAUCACAGAUGCUAAACUUGCAAAAGACUUCCAAGCAGUUUUGAAAGAGUUUCAGAAGGCUCAGCGGCUUGCUGCUGAAAGGGAAACCGCAUAUACCCCCUUUGUUCCGCAGGCUGUUCUUCCUUCCAGCUAUACUGCCAGCGAGCUAGAUAUAACUUCGGAUAAGACUGCAGAACAACGGGCUCUUCUUGUGGAAUCUAGAAGGUUGGUUCUGAUUACAAAUUUGUCCUUGUAAUAGCACCAUUGAGUCGGCGGUGUUCUUUUCUGAUGUAUAUAGUUAU